Molecule: messenger RNA, 954 nt
Organism: Cygnus atratus (black swan)
Lineage: Eukaryota; Metazoa; Chordata; Aves; Anseriformes; Anatidae
Product: monocarboxylate transporter 13-like
Exons: 3
Biological process (GO): monocarboxylic acid transport; transmembrane transport
Molecular function (GO): monocarboxylic acid transmembrane transporter activity
Source: RefSeq, a predicted model, not a curated record
AUGGCGGGGGGGUCCCCACCGGCCCCCUGGGGGUGGGCGGUGGUGGGGGGCGCCUUCCUGCAGUCGGGGCUGGUGUUCGGGGGGCUGCGGGCGCUGGGGCUCUGCCUGGGGGCGCUGGGGGGGUCCUUCGGGGGGGGGGCAGGGGCCGUCGCCUGGGUGGGCUCCGCCGCCAUCGCCGCGCUGCAACUGGGCGGACCCCUGGCCAGCUCCCUGAGCACCCGCUUCGGCGCCCGCCCCGUGGUCAUGGCCGGGGGCUUCCUCACGGGCCUGGGGUUCCUCCUGGGGGCCUUCGCCACCCACCUGGCCCACCUCUACCUCAGCGUGGGGCUGCUGGCGGGCCUGGGCUGGGCGCUGGUCUUCACGCCCUCGCUGGGGACCGUGGGCCGCUACUUCCCGGCGCGGCGCGCGCUGGCCACGGGCUUGGCCAUGUCGGGUGCCAGCGUCUCGGGGCUGGCCCUGGGACCUCUGGUCCCUCUUCUGCUGGACACCUACGGCUGGCGGGGGGCCCUGCUCCUCCUGGCCGCCAUCUCCUUCAACCUGAUGGUCGCCGGCGCCUUGCUGCGGCCUCUGGAUGUCCCCAGCGAGUCGCCGGGGCCGCCGCGGGGCCAAACGGGGUUGUCGCGGCUGCUGCGUCACGGCCCCUUCCUCCGCUACGCCUUGGCCUUCGUGCUGGUGGACGCCGGCUACUACGUGCCCUACGUCCACGGGCCAGCCCGCGCCCACGAGGUGGGGUGCGACGAGCGCCGGGCCGGGCUGGUGAUGGCGGCGACGGCGGUGGCCGACGGCAGCGGGCGGGUGGUGGCGGGCUUGCUGGCCGCCCGCCCCACCGCCCCUUUGCUCCGCCACCUCUUCGGUUGGUCCGUGCUGACGGGGCUGGCGCUGCUGCUGCUGCCCUUGGGGACCUCCUUCGGGGGUCUCCUGGCCUUGGCCUUGGCCUACGGGUUCUGCGCCGGC